Messenger RNA from Hippocampus comes (tiger tail seahorse), 757 nucleotides. Its product is annotated as zinc finger protein 292-like. NCBI's taxonomy places the organism in Eukaryota, Metazoa, Chordata, Actinopteri, Syngnathiformes, Syngnathidae. The annotation marks the transcript as partial. The transcript is spliced from 3 exons. Gene Ontology annotation, biological process: regulation of transcription by RNA polymerase II. The record is from RefSeq and is a predicted model, not a curated record. Gene Ontology annotation, molecular function: DNA binding; DNA-binding transcription factor activity, RNA polymerase II-specific. Gene Ontology annotation, cellular component: nucleus.
UGGUCGGCACCGGCUGUCCCAAUUUGAGGAAUACGGCUGGCAUUAAAGGAGUUAAGACCUGUGUUUCGCUGCUGCCAUUUAGGUGCACUUGGAUUUAUUUUGUCUUUCUCUCUCCGCCCCCCCAACCUGAAAUGUUUUCUUCAGGUUGCUGAUCUCAGCGGUAAAGACGCGGUGCACAUCAUCUGCAGUUUAGAGAAUGAGGAAACAAACGAACUGCUGUUAGCCCUCUGUCAGGUGUUCCUCUCCCAACAACUCUGCAGGGGUGACAUGUACUAUUUAUGGGAGCUUGUUUUUAUCUGGAGCAAACUUCAUCAUCGGCUGAAUACUUCCAAAGAGGCGUUUCUUGAGGAAAGCCGUCGCCUCAUGCUGUCUGCCACCAACGUCAACGCAGUCUUCCCGUUUGUCCGAGUUGUCAUCGAAGAGUUGGGUGAAGACGGAAUCCAGUUCUGCGUGGAGCUUUGCGCGGACGCCUUGAAAUCUCGUCUCCCUUGCGACGCCAUCACCAAGUCGCUGAUCUAUAAAACCAUCGCGGGCCUGCUGCCCAACGAUCUCGAAGUGUGUCGGGCGUGCGCGCUCCUGGUCUUCUUCUCGGAACGCAGCGUGGGAGCCUACAAGAUGGUGUCUUUGCUGUAUAUGCUUCCAGACCAGGACUACCACGUUGAGCACAGCCCCAUCAGAAAUCAAAUUCGAUUUGAAACGCUGCAGGUAAAGGACUCUCUUGAAAUACACGAUUUAUUCAGGCCUGACCGAUUAGCUG